Messenger RNA from Fonsecaea erecta, 2148 nucleotides. RefSeq lists its product as hypothetical. The transcript has 3 exons. Bases 1 to 2148 code for a protein of 715 amino acids. Lineage: Eukaryota; Fungi; Ascomycota; Eurotiomycetes; Chaetothyriales; Herpotrichiellaceae. The record is from RefSeq and is a predicted model, not a curated record.
AUGGCUCUUCAAGCAUCGGCGAACUACAGUCCAAUCCCAGCGGGAGACGGCGAGGAGGGGGCGGGCCCCCAACAAAGUCACCUCCAAGAAGAUGCGCAUUACGAAGAUCACGACGACGUUCAUGAUAAUGUUCAGAGCCAGCCACCACAUGAUCCAGAAACACCACACGUGCCUGUCAUCGAGGUAUCUCCUCCCCCCUCGCCUCCAUCGCCUUUUUUGCCUCCAAUAAGGCACAAUACCGACCUGUCUAGCGUGGUAUCUCUGGCUCCAACUCUUCCACACCCAGAGGCAAGACCAGCCGAACAAUUGCUCAAUGACAGGAGGCUCUCGAGUCGGAGUGGAUGGAAGGAACGCAUACACGGUUCUAUCACACCCUCACUUCACGAAGCUCUGGAACUGAAAUGUCCGGAUCACAAUACCUCGAGAGAGUACCGACACAGCAUACAGCGAAAACGGCUUUGGCGGCUGACUAUUGGCGAAUGGGUCAAUACCCUGACUCUUUGUGUCGUAUACUUUGGCAUUCUCUACGCCUAUUCGAAAAAGCCAACCAUCAGCGUACCAGAACGCAGGGUUUUUAACGCCCUCACCACAGGUGUCUCCCUUCUCCUCGGAGUAAACUUGGCGGCAUCAUUGCGCAGCUAUGCAAAGCUCCUCCGCUGGCGAAUAUUGGCGGCAUGUUACCGACCCCUUGAGACUUUCGAUCUUGUCCUGGGUUGCGACAGCCUCUUGAAUGUCAUCAAGCUCCUUUGGAAAGGGCGGAACCGGAAACACAGCUACCUGCCGUCCAGGACUCAGAUUCUUUGCGUUUUGUGGCUACUUGUCCACCUGGCGGUCACGGUCCUGGUAGGCAUCAUUGGUCUGAACUACAACUUGGACACCUCAACCGAUUUUGUUCUCACUCGUAAAGGCAGCAUCAGCAUCGUCGACUUGAAUGCGCUUUCGACUGGCGAUUACCCGGCUGACUUGGCCGCUGUCCAAGAAUGGGGGGUUCGUGGAGAGACCACAACCCCACUGGUUGAAGACGAUGAUGUUGUGGAAUACCAGCAGAGCUACUUCUCGUCCUCGGAUGGGUUUUCGUUCUACUACUUUCAAGAUCAGAACGCAGAUGACCCGGCCAACGCCAUAAUUUCUUCACGAUAUAUUGAAUCCCAAGCUUACUGCCAAGACUACCCUGUCACCAAAGGGGUGUAUGGCAACCUGUCAUACAUCGUCUAUAUCGACGGCUCCAAACACGUUAACAAAUCCCUUCCAGCGAGUCCUGGGCCAGGAGGCCUAUUGACCAUCUCUAAACUGAAUUCAACCUGCGGUGAAGGGUGCGUGGAGAUCCACACCUUCCAAGCUGCUGCAUACCCCGGCAGCAGUGGCGAUGACGACUUCUACGAGGACGGAGUCGGGACUUACUUUGUCUGCAAUAAUACAGUGCCUCAAGUGGGGGACGACUACAAUGAAGUCUCUUCCGAUUAUGAAAUAUAUGCCUUUGUUGCGAAGAUGCUCGCAGGUGCAAUUGGAUGGAGUGACAACCCUCCGAGCGCUGAUGGCAAAGAAGAAUACGCGGUAUACACGAAUUUGUCGGACUUGAACCUUCCGGGGACGCUCGGGCCUUAUGACAUGGCCAACAUGAUCUCGUCGUUCACUAUGGGAGCAAUUUCAUUCAUGGACAACUCUCCAGCCAUGUCUAGAAAGAUUGUCACGAGCAAGGAGCAGCCCAUUGCCGCGCAAGUCCUCAAGGUGACAUGGAGAUUCGCGGGUGCGAUUCUUGGAGUCAUCCCUUUCAUCCACUUCUGCACGCUGGUGGCCGUCAUCCUCUGGGCGAACAAGGCGAUCAUUAAGGAUGACAGUCAUCUUGCCAUCGCGAAGGUUUACCACACCCUUCUCAGCCAGUUAGGUGACCGUGGAUGCCUGCUCCGUGGUGGGGAAAUCGUCUCAGUUCUGGGGAACCCACAGGUGGCAUAUGGAUGGCAGGCGAGCAGUGAAUACCACCUGGCAAUGCACGUCGAUGUCUUCCAAGACUUCACCAGGGUGGAGAAGGUGUUCGCCGAAGGAGUGUAUGACGGGAGCAGCAAAGUCCAUCACGGCACCGCGAACCCUGGGCGGACUGGGAGCUUGCGGGAACGAUAUCGCGACAUUGACGCAGCAGAUUAUUUCUGA